Messenger RNA from Pimephales promelas (fathead minnow), 5667 nucleotides. It is a transcript of the gene kif16ba, whose product is annotated as kinesin family member 16Ba. Gene Ontology annotation, molecular function: microtubule binding; phosphatidylinositol binding; microtubule motor activity. The record is from RefSeq and is a predicted model, not a curated record. Gene Ontology annotation, biological process: microtubule-based movement. NCBI's taxonomy places the organism in Eukaryota, Metazoa, Chordata, Actinopteri, Cypriniformes, Leuciscidae.
AGCAAAGAGCAGGACGUUGAGAAUCACUCCGGGAAAACAAUACGAACCAAACAACAGCGUCCUGGACAAUACGCUUUUUUACAUGAUGACAGUUGAGUGAAUACUAGACGAUUGUUAUCGGCUCCUCUCAAGGACAGAUUGAUCUGUUUUUACGUGGAUAGAGUCCCAUCACCCGGAGCCGGUUACAGUAGUGUGUGCCAGUCACCUAUGAGAAGUGACUGAAGUGAGUGUGUGUGGUGGUUCUGAUUCUCAGGGAUGUGUCAUGGCAUCGGUUCGGGUGGCAGUGCGGGUCCGGCCCAUGAACAGACGGGAGAAAGACCUGUCUGCCAAAUGCAUCAUCGAAAUGGAAGGCAACAAGACCACCAUCACCAACUUAAAAAUACCAGAUGGAGUGACUGGAGACUCUGUAAGAGAGAGAGCAAAGACCUUCACAUAUGAUUUCUCUUACGACUCGUCGGACAGUAAAAACGGCAGCUUUGUCUCACAGGAGAAGGUGUUUAAGGAUCUAGGCACCGACGUGUUGAAGGCAGCAUUUGAAGGAUACAACGCCUGCAUCUUUGCUUAUGGCCAGACUGGAUCGGGGAAGUCGCACACCAUGAUGGGAAUGCCUGGUGACGUCGGGCUGAUCCCACGGAUCUGUGAAGGAUUAUUCAGCCGGAUUUCAGGAAUGACUCGGAGAGAUGAAGCCUCUUUCCGUACGGAAGUCAGCUAUUUGGAGAUUUACAACGAACGGGUGCGGGACUUGUUGAGGAGAAAGAUGGCCAAGACGUAUAACCUCAGAGUUAGAGAGCAUCCUAAAGAGGGACCCUAUGUAGAAGACCUGUCAAAGCACCUGGUGCAGAACUACAGCGAUGUGGAGGAGCUGAUGGAGGCGGGAAACAUCAACCGCACCACAGCCAGCACCGGCAUGAACGACACCAGUAGCCGCUCGCACGCCAUCUUCACCAUCAACUUCACACAGGCUAAGUUUGAUGCUGAGAUGCCGAGUGAGACGGUCAGUAAGAUUCAUCUGGUGGAUCUGGCAGGAAGCGAGAGGGCCGACGCCACCGGGGCCACUGGUGUCCGUCUCAAAGAGGGCGGCAACAUCAACAAAUCACUGGUCACUCUGGGAAACGUCAUCUCCGCCUUGGCUGAUCUGUCUCAGGAAGGAGGGAACAGUCAUUUGAAGAAGAAGCAGGUGUUUGUUCCUUACAGAGACUCGGUGCUCACAUGGCUCCUGAAGGACAGUCUAGGAGGAAACUCAAAAACCAUCAUGAUCGCUACGAUAUCGCCUGCGGACAUCAACUACGGCGAGACGCUGAGCACUCUGCGCUAUGCUAACCGUGCCAAAAACAUCAUCAACAAACCCACGAUUAAUGAAGAUUCCAACGUUAGACUGAUCCGGGAGCUGCGGGCGGAGAUCGUUCGGCUGAAAGCGCUGCUCGUGCAGGGAGCUCAGAUAGCGCUGCUUGAUUCCCCCACGGCGUUAAGUAUGGAGGAGGAACUGCAUCAUAAUGAAGCCAGGGUGUUGGAGCUGACCAAGGAAUGGACGAACAAGUGGAAUGAAACCCAGAACAUCCUCAAGGAAGAAACUCUUGCUCUGAGGAAGGAGGGAAUCGGAGUGAUCCUGGACUCCGAGCUUCCUCAUCUUAUCGGGAUUGAUGAUGAUCUUCUCAGCACCGGCAUCAUUCUCUAUCACUUAAAGGAGGGAAGGACGUACGUUGGCCGUGAUGAUGCCACUAACGAACCGGACAUCAUUCUUCAUGGUCUGGGUCUGGAGAGUGAGCACUGUCUGAUAGAGAAUCGGAACGGGACGGUCACUCUCAUUCCUCUGAAUGACGCUCAGUGUUCGGUCAAUGGAGUUCAGAUCACUGAGAACUGUCAGCUCAACCAAGGUGCUGUCAUUCUCCUUGGCAGAACCAAUAUGUUCAGAUUUAAUCAUCCUAAAGAGGCAGCUAAACUGCGAGAGAAGAGAAAGAGCGGCCUCCUAACCAGUCUGAGCUUAUCCAUGUCUGACCUGUCCAAAUCCUGUGAAAACCUCUCCACAGUCAUGCUGUAUAACCCUGGUCUCUUCACUGAAAAGGGUCCCAUCUUUCUCAGACUGGAGUUUGAAAGGCAGCAAAGAGAAGAACUGGAAAAACUGGAAACUAAAAGGCGGCUGAUAAAAGAGAUGGAGGAGAAGCAGAAGUGUGAGAAGGCGGAGCUUGAGCGCAUGCAGCAGGAGGUGGCGUCUCAGAGGAAGGAGUCCGAGCAGGUGCAGCUGCGCAUACGCAGACAGGAGGAGAGUCUGCGCAGACGCAGUCAGGACAUCGAGAGCCGCCUCAGGGACUUGAUCGCUGAGAAAGAGCGAUUUCAGGAGGAGAGACACCGAGAGCAGAAGGAGCAGGAACAGCAGAAGCAGAGGAGAUUACAACCGAAGCAGAAGCUGGAGGAGAAGGAGGUGCAGGAGGACGAUCUGGAGGAGGAGGAGGAGGACAAGACUCAGGCCCAGCGAGAGCAAGCAGAACAAACCGAGCUCUUCCGUGAGCUGGAGCGGCUCAAACGAGAGCGGGAGGAGCAGGCCGUCAAACUUCAGCUAGAACGCAGGCGUCUGGAGGAGCGUGAGAAGGAGCAGCUGAGUCUGGUGGGGCGUCUGGAGGAGCAGCUGAGGGAGCGCAGCGAGGAGGCGUCCGUCCUGCUCACUCCUGAUGAAGCUCGGCGACUGGAGGAGGAGAGGCGCACGCUCACCGAGCUCAAGGAGGAGCUGCUCCGAGCGAAGGAGGCGCGCAUCGAUGGAGAGGAGGAGGAGAGCGGGGAGGAGGCCCGCAGGAGCGCGCAGGCAGCCUACCAACAUUUCAAGCAGACGCAGGUGGAGGAGCUGGCUUUGCUGGAGGAGUCGCUGAUCCAGCAGGAGGACCGACUGGAACGGGAGGUGGCCAAUGAGCGCACGUCUCUCGGCCUCUUGCUGCACGCGCACAAGGACAAACAGAGACAGGUCCGUGACGUGACGGAGCGUGGCAUUCAGGACGUGUCGUCUCUGGGUCAGGAGGAGGCUCUGAUCCAGCAGGCCGAACACAGGUUGCAGUUUAAAGAGAGACAGCUCCUAUUUCUCCGUGAGAAACAGCUCCCCGCUGUCUCCGAGGAGCGCCAGAGAGCCAGCGAGCUCCUGGAGAGAGCGAGAGGGGGAACAGGCUCUCCUGGUUUGGACAGAAGUUCAGAAGAAAUGGACAAAGAACUGGAUGAGACUCUGUAUCAGGUUGAGAAGGAGCUGGAGGAGAAGGAGGAGCGCUUGUCUCAGUACAGCGCGAGCGCAGAGCAGUUGCAGCAGCUGCAGCAGUCGUACGAGUUCACCGCAAACGUGGCCCGACAGGAGGAGAAGGUUCGCAGGAAGGAGAAGGAGAUCCUGGAGUGGAGGGAGAAACAGCAGCGGGAGGCUCUGGAGCAGGCGGUCGCGCGUCUGGAGCGGAAACACUCGGCCUAUCGCAGGAGCCUCAGCCUGGAGUCGGACCCUGAAGGGCCCCGCAAGAGGUCACAGUCCGCGCUGAGCACUUCCAGGUCUACAGGAACACAAGACCUGGAACAGGACAGGAUGGAGCGAGAGAUUGCCCAGCUGAAGCAGAGGAUCAGUGAGAGUGAAGGAAGUGUGCGGAGUCUAAGCGUGAGCGGGGAGGAAAAGAACAAUGUGAGCCAGUCGCCCGUCAGCCCCAUGCAGACCCUCCCCAGCGUGCUCUCUGUAGGAGACGAGAGGUUAAACGCGUAUAUUGAAGAAGAGGUCCAGCGGAGGCUGCAGAAACUGAACCUGCUGAACAGAGAGAACAACAACACACUCUCGCUGUCCUCAGACUCACUGCAGGAGGAGGAGCUGGAUAGUGACGGUAGCUCUGUUAGAUUGACGGAUGAGGACAACGAUAAAAAACGCUUGGAUCCACGCAAACUGAAAUAUGAGCGACUGGUGUCGAUUCCCCUGGAUCCGAGUCCAGAGAAUCUCAAAGAUCCCGUGAAGAUCAGUAUCCCACGUCACGUCCUGUGCGGACAAGGCAAGGACGAGCACUACGAGUUUGAAGUCAAGAUCACUGUUUUGGAUGAAACGUGGACGGUGUUUAGAAGAUACAGUCGUUUUCGGGAGAUGCACAAGUCUCUGAAGCUGAAAUAUCCAGAGCUCGCGGCUUUGGCCUUCCCUCCCAAAAAGAUUUUUGGAAACAGGGACGAAAGAAUGAUUGCGGAGCGCCGGAGCCAGUUGGAGCAAUACCUGCGCAACUUCUUCCAUGUGAUGAUGACAUCAUCAUCCGCCUCCCCUCUGAGAACGGACGAGUGUGGAUUACAACUCUCCAAACACGCCGUGUGCGACAUCUCUCCUUUCUUUAAGAAGGGAGUAUUCGACUACAGCAGUCACGGGACGGGCUGACACACACACACACACCAAUAAACACACACACACACACUAAUUUAUUUGCACUUUAUGCAGCUCUCUGAUACACACACACACAUUAAUACAAACUGAUUCACUCACAAACCAAGACAUUUUACCCUAAAAUCAAAGGGAAAAAAAUAAGAAAUUAUAUUCUCCAUUUAAAACUUUAUUUGCAUGACAAUUAAGCACGUUUUAAUUAACCUUCUAAUUACACUGAGGGUUUUUUGUUGUUAGUUAUCCUACUGUCUGUUUGUUAGUCACGUUAAAAAUUACUAAAAUAUUUUUUAUUAUUAAAAAAAAACACCACCAAUCCUACCAUACUUUAUAUAUAUAUAUUUUCUUCAUAUUGUCAUGCAAAUAAUAUCAUAAUGGAAACAAUGCUAAUAAUAAAAAAACGCUUUUUUUCCCCUUUUUUUGGGGAAAUAUGAUCUGGAUUCACUCGUAUAUUCUCGUGAACACACUCAGGAAAGUUGGAAAUCAGGUGGAAAAGAUUGAAAGGAUUCCAAAGUAGAUGUAAAUAGUUUUGUUAGUGCCUUGUCGGCUGUAAUCGAGCUUUAAAAUGCAUCAAAGAAAAUGAAAUAUGUUAACAUGACAACCGAUGGUCACCAUUAACAUGAUUCGUACAUCUUGUGUUUACAUCGAGGACCAUGAAGCCUUUUUCUGUGGACAAACAGGACGUCCUGUAGCUGCUACUUGGGUUUGUGAUUCACUUGUGAUUGAUGUUUAAGUUGCUGGAUAUAAUGAAUCGCCACUACUUUACUUUGUUGAAACUGCCAUUGAUGAGAACGGAGGCCUCUGAUUGGCUCCAAUCCAUAUAUACUCAUUAUCAUCCAUUAUAGUCAUGCUAACAUUUAGCAGAUAUGUGUUUUGGGGUCAAAGCUCACAAAAUGCCACAUGUACUGAGAGCCAACGUCUUCCAGAACCUUAGAUUGGAAACGAUUGUCCUUCUCACUGCCCUAGACGCAGUUAAAGGGCUUUUAAUGUAGAAUAUGCUGUAUGAAUUUGGAGAAAGAAGAUAUGAAGCCAUAUGUAUAUUGUACACUUGAUCUGUACAGAGGAGCUUGUUCUCGUGAUGUUUGAAGGAAAGGGAUAGUACUGCUAUAUUAGCCGUUAGGAUUUUCUUGAGCUAGUUUAAAAGAGUGCAAGAUGUAUACAUUUUUAAAACACUAUUUUCAUUUGCUUUUUUAUUCCUGAAACUGAAUGUAAUCAUUUGUGAGUAACAUGAUUUGGUAACUCAGUUUUAGAGAGUAAGGCAAACUGUUUAGCACGAUAUUCAUGGUUUAUUUAUGUUGGAGUAC